UUUGUAUCUCCCACCAACCGAAGGCAUCUUAUUGUGGAGCGUGACCGGAGGAGGAGGGAGCUCAGGACCGGCGCCUUCUCCUUGCUUCUUGGGGUCGUGGCCUUGCACCCGCUGUGCGAGGAAAAAGUCCGGGCACGUCCACGCGCGUGUGUGCGCGUGGGGCCUGAGGUGCUCGUGGGUCCACGCUAGGUCUCUGCGGGGACAGAAGAAGCCAUGGGCGGGACCGCCAGCACCCGCCGGGUCACCUUCGAGGCGGAUGAGAAUGAGAACAUCACCGUGGUGAAGGGCAUCCGGCUUUCGGAAAAUGUGAUCGAUCGUAUGAAGGAAACCUCUCCAUCGAAGUCUCAGCGGUAUUCUGGUGCUUACGGUGCCUCAGUGUCUGAUGAAGAAUUGAAAAGAAGAGUAGCUGAGGAGCUGGCCCUGGAACAAGCCAAGAAAGAAUUUGAAAACCAGAGACGAUUAAAACAAGGGAAAGAAGUGGACCGAGACAGGGCUUUAGCCAAUGAGCAGCUGACCAGAGCUAUUCUCCGCGAGAGGAUAUCCAGUGAGGAAGAGCGCUCCAAGGCAAAGCUGCUGCUCUGGUCGAAUGAUUGGAAAGAGCUGGACAUUGAUGUCAAAGCUAAACAGCUGGAAGAGAAAAAUCGAGCGUUAAAGAAGCAGGAUACGUUCUACAAAGAGCAGCUGGCUAGACUGGAGGAGAGGAGCUCUGAGUUCUACAAAGUCACCACUGAACAGUACCAGAAAGCUGCUGAAGAGGUGGAAGCAAAGUUCAAGCGGUAUGAGGUUCACCCAGUCUGCGCUGACCUGCAGGCCAAAAUUCUCCAGUGUUACCGCGAGAACAGCCAGCAGACCCUCAGCUGCUCUGCUCUGGCUGACCAGUACAUGCGCUGUGUGAAUCAGGCCAAACAGGUGGGUGUGCAAGCCAAGCCCACUGGGGCACCGGAAGACAGCAAGCCCAACACCAAGGGACAGUGAGCAUGCUUGAGAAGGGAGGAUAAAAUCAACUUGUACAGCACGCAAAACUCCUUCAACGUUAAUUCCAGAGGUGGAACAUUUUUUUUUUCCUAGUAAAAAAGUAACCUAUUUGCAGAGAAGACCAGUGAAGAGAAGCCCCGGAGAGCAGAGGGAACAGGAAGAAACCUGUCACCAUGUGAUCAACGACGAUUUGGAAAGCUAAGGCCUCGGUCAGGGGUCGGUCACAAAGGACAUGCUGCAGUGUUAAUAAACCGCGGUAUGAUGACAAAAAGAGAAAGGUAGCCCUCUCUACCUUUUGUCCUUUCUGUUCAGCUUUCUUUUCUAACCAGGCUCCAUCGCUAGGUGAACCUCCACUACACCAAAGCUCGGGGUUUGAAUUGGGCGGUAAGGUCAUUGGAGUGGGUGGGGAGAGGAGAGGGCAAAACACCUCAACCUGGGGCCAGCAGCACUGGGCGGAAUUUUCUCGACUGUGGCAUGUUGGGUUUCUCUCUUUUUCUUUUCUCCCUUGACUAUGUAAGAGCGGUUUCAUUUUAACUUAUUAUGGUGAUCAUGUAGGAAGAUCAUGUAAAAAAGGAGAGAAAAUGUACCUCUUUUACUGGAAUAAUGUUUAUGAUUACAAGUGAAAUGAGGCCUUUUUUUAUCAACGUAAAGGCAACCUUCGCUUAUAUAAGCGCUUCUCUGUCGUGAUACUGACAUCUUUACUUCACUCACUAUCAAUAAUAAAUAUAUUUUCUGACGAAGACUGGCAUUGUA
Molecule: messenger RNA, 1728 nt
Organism: Rhinolophus ferrumequinum (greater horseshoe bat)
Lineage: Eukaryota; Metazoa; Chordata; Mammalia; Chiroptera; Rhinolophidae
Gene: CHCHD3
Product: coiled-coil-helix-coiled-coil-helix domain containing 3
Exons: 10
Coding region: 214-975 (253 amino acids)
Biological process (GO): inner mitochondrial membrane organization
Cellular component (GO): MICOS complex; mitochondrion
Source: RefSeq, a predicted model, not a curated record